AUGGACAUCCUCAAGAUUCUAUCCAGAGGCACGAAGCGCCCCGCAAAAAGGGCAGGCGGCGCAAGCAAUGCGCAGUCGAACCUCCUGCCCUCGGCCGGCAGCCUCCCCCACGCCCAGCUAUUCCACGACGACGUCGGCCUCUCCAGGGGCACCAAGAGGAGGCGGACCGGCAACGCUGAGACCAAGCCCGACGAAGCAGAAGAGGAGGAGCUCAGCGACAUCGACUUCUUCGCGCCCAAGGACCACGCAAAGGCGCAGGACUCGGCAAAGACCAGCAAGUCCUCGAAGACGGCAGACCAAAAGGCCAAGGCACGCAAGGCAGAGCUGCUGGACGAGGACGAAUGCCGGCAACUGCUGCGCUCCCACCGCCUCAAGCUCACGCUGAUGAAGUCGCCGUCGUCGCAGGAGGCCAAGGAGAAGGACAAGGUCAAGAAGAGCAAGAAAAAGAAGAAGGCCGCCAAGGUCGAUGCCAAGGACGACAAGAAGCAGCUGUAUCCCCAGCCCCUGACGUCGUUCUCGGCGCUGCGCGACACAUACGCCAUAUCCUCGCGGCUUGCCGAGAACCUCGAGAAGCUGUCAUACAAGGAGCCGACGGAAGUGCAGAUGGCCAGUCUGCCGCUGCUUCUGGACCACAACCUAGCUCUGGGAAAGGUCGAGGACCCAGAUAUCGUCUCGGGCUUCGAGGAUGGUGCAGACUUCAUGGCUGUCGCGCCGACGGGUAGCGGGAAGACGCUGAGCUUCUUGAUCCCCGCCAUCAACGGCAUCAUGAAGAAGCGGGCUGGCCGGGAGGACCGGAAGCAGCACGAGCUGAACGCCAUCGUCAUCGCGCCGACGAGGGAGCUGGCGAGCCAGAUUGCCAACGAGGGCAAGAAGCUCGCCAUGGGCACCGGCCUGCGGAUCGUGUACAUGAGGAAGGGCAUGCGUGUGGCCGCAGAGACCGCCAACAGCGAUAAGGACGGCGAGGCGGCAGACGACGACGAGAUCUCGGACGAAGGCUCGUCUUCCGAGGACGAAGACGACGAGGGCGAGGACAAGCCCAAACCUCCCAAGAAGACAGCGUCAGCCUCCACACCAAUCACCAAAGCAGACAUACUCGUCACGACACCCAUGCUCCUCCUAAACUAUCUCACCGAAGGCGGCUCCUCCCCCAAAACCCUCCCCAACGUCCAGUCCCUCGUGCUCGACGAGGCAGACGUCCUCCUAGACCCGCUCUUCCGCGACCAGACCGUCGGCAUCUGGUCCGCCUGCACCGACCCGGACCUCCAAGUGUCCUUCUGGUCCGCCACCAUGCCCUCCAACAUCGAGACCCUCAUCAUGGCCCAGUCCGCCGCCCACGCCGCGGCGCGGGGGCUGCCCUCGGCCCGCCCCACGGUCCGCCUCGUGGUGGGGCUCAAGGACACGGCCGUCCCCAACGUGUCCCACCGGCUCGUGUACACGGCCUCGGAGCCGGGCAAGCUCCUCGCCCUCCGCCAGCUCCUGCGGCCCGCGUCGUCCUCCUCGGCCUCGGACGUGCCCCUGCGCCCGCCCUUCCUCGUCUUCACGCAGACCAUCGAGCGCGCCGCCGCCCUGCACGAGGAGCUCAAGUUCGACAUCCCCCUCGCCGCGGGCGGUCCCGCGCGCAUCGCCGUCCUGCACUCCGGCUUGCCCGACGCGCGGCGCUCGGCCGUCGUGCGCCGCUUCCGCGCCGGCGAGGUCUGGGUGCUCAUCACCACCGACGUGCUGGCGCGCGGCGUCGACUUUGCCGGCGUCAACGGCGUCGUGAGCUACGACGUCCCCGGCUCCGCGGCCGCGUACGUCCACCGCGCGGGCCGCACGGGCCGGGCCGGCCGCGAGGGCGGCGUCGCCGUCACGUUCUACACCAGGGACGACAUCCCCUUCGUCAAGAGCGUGGCCAACGUGAUCGCCCUGAGCGAGAGGCAGAGGUCCGCCGCCGGAGGAGGAGGAGGCGGAGGAGGAGGAGAGAGCAAGGAGAGUAGUAGCGGGGUGCAGCAGUGGCUGCUCGACGCCCUGCCGCAGGUGUCCAAGGAGGACCGCAAGAAGCUGCGGGAGCGGGGCGUCGAGUCCCGGCGGUCCGGGGCGGGAGGCAAAGCGCGCAUCACGUCCAAGAGCGCUUGGGAGCGCCGGAGGGAGAAUAACAGGAAAGGUGCUAUCGAGGGGAGCAAGCGGCGCAAGGGUGCCGAGGAGGGUGGAGAGCAAGGGGAUGGUGGUGAGAGUAGUGGUGCUGAGUGGGGAGGGCUGGAUGAUUGA
This is a messenger RNA of Thyridium curvatum, 2247 nucleotides long. RefSeq lists its product as uncharacterized. Gene Ontology annotation, biological process: maturation of SSU-rRNA. Gene Ontology annotation, molecular function: nucleic acid binding; ATP binding; RNA helicase activity. The transcript has a single exon. Gene Ontology annotation, cellular component: 90S preribosome. Lineage: Eukaryota; Fungi; Ascomycota; Sordariomycetes; Thyridiales; Thyridiaceae. The record is from RefSeq and is a predicted model, not a curated record. The coding region runs from base 1 to 2247 and encodes 748 amino acids.